Molecule: messenger RNA, 2920 nt
Organism: Pongo pygmaeus (Bornean orangutan)
Lineage: Eukaryota; Metazoa; Chordata; Mammalia; Primates; Hominidae
Gene: BAG2
Product: BAG cochaperone 2
Exons: 3
Coding region: 1540-2175 (211 amino acids)
Biological process (GO): protein stabilization
Molecular function (GO): protein-folding chaperone binding; adenyl-nucleotide exchange factor activity
Source: RefSeq, a predicted model, not a curated record
UUUUCGUUUGUGUCAUGAUAGUUAUUUUUAAUAAGGUCAAAUAAUCCCCUACCCCAAGAGUUAAUUAGGAUUUAGAAUGAGUUCAGAGGGAAUUGGGAUCCAGCCUUAAGGGCUUCAACUCUGUUCAAGUAUUUAAAUGGCUUUGAUCUUUGAUUAAAGGUGGUGGUUCAGCUUUAAACUAUUAUUAUCUAUCAUUUUCUGUGCCCUGUACAUUGUCAUCCUUGCAAUGAGAGGCAUAGAGCUAUCAGGAGAGGGGACUAAAGCCUAACUUUUUAAGUAGACUAAUCUUCGUAUCCUCAGCUCUAUUCCGUCUUUUACCGACAGCUGGUGCCUGACCUAGAGGCCUACUGCAUCUUUUUGUUAACAGACGAUUUUUAAAAGUUGAGGACUUUUUAAUGCCAAUUAUUUCACUCAGAAUAUUUAUUUAUUUAUUUAUUUAUUUACUUAUUUUUUGAGACAAGGUCUCGUUCUGUCGCCCACGCUGGAGUGCAGUGACGAGAUCUCGGCUCUCUCAACAGGAAUAAUUUCAAUAGCAAAAAUUUAAAACCCCUUCAUUAAGCCAGGCGUGGUGGUUCACACCUGUAAACCCAGCACUUUGGGAGGCUGAGGUGGGAGGACCGCUUGAACCCGGGAGGUCGAGGCUGCAGUAAGUCGUGACUGCGCCACUACACUCCAACGUGGGCGACAGACCUUAUCUCAAAAACAAAAGAAAAUUAGAAUGGUAAAAAUGAAGUAAAUUCACUUUGCUUCCCACAUCUAGCCAGACAGGGAAAGAUGGAGUAGCUUUUUCUUUUUUACUUCAUAGCUUCAGUGUUGUCCGGGCUUUCAUUACUCUCAUCUCAGUAUAAAGUGGUAACAGGAAGGUCAGGUGAGUGUGGGCUGCCUAGGAGCUGUACUUACUGCCUUCUGUUUCACAAAAGGACGUUUUCUCCCCAUAUCACAGGACUCUUAAUGUCGUUGUUCUUGCUUUAAAUUAUGGGUGCUGGGAGAAACUAAACGAAGCCGUCACUGAGCAAUACACCCACAGCCCAUCCACCGAUAGGAACCUUCGCGUGGGGGGAGUUGGUUACUUUUAGGUUGCAUGAAGAGGCGGGGCCUCGCGGGGCGGAGCUGGGGGUGGUCUGUGGGUCCGCGCGGGCUUCGGGUAGUUCCUGGGUCCGGGGAGCAGACGAUCCGCUGGCCACGUUAGGAGCUCGGUCUCUGCGUCCGCCCCUCCCCGUGCCUCAGAGACUUGCGCUCCCCAGGCCCGAGCCCUUGUCGGCCCAUCCUCGAGCCCGUGUGGCCCGCGAACCUCUAACUCCAGCCGCUGCAGCCCCCUCCCAGGCCCGGCGUCCCCGAGCCCCGCGGGCGCCGCGCCUGCCCUUCUUUGGCCACGCGGCAGCCGCGGUGUCGGCGAGUCCUCCCGGGUUGCCCCUGCGGGCGUCAGAGGGAGGGCGGGCGCCCGAGUGGUGACGGCGACGCCUGCAGCCCGAGGAGCGCUCCACUCGCCGCCGCCGGAGGGGCCGGUGACCUCUUGGCUACCCCGCGUCGGAGGCUUAGAUGGCUCAGGCGAAGAUCAACGCUAAAGCCAACGAGGGGCGCUUCUGCCGCUCCUCCUCCAUGGCUGACCGCUCCAGCCGCCUGCUGGAGAGCCUGGACCAGCUGGAGCUCAGGGUUGAAGCUUUGAGAGAAGCAGCAACUGCUGUUGAGCAAGAGAAAGAAAUCCUUCUGGAAAUGAUCCACAGUAUCCAAAAUAGCCAAGACAUGAGGCAGAUCAGUGACGGAGAAAGAGAAGAAUUAAAUCUGACUGCAAACCGUUUGAUGGGAAGAACUCUCACCGUUGAAGUGUCAGUAGAAACAAUUAGAAACCCCCAGCAGCAAGAAUCCCUAAAGCAUGCCACAAGGAUUAUUGAUGAGGUGGUCAGUAAGUUUCUGGAUGAUUUGGGAAAUGCCAAGAGUCAUUUAAUGUCGCUCUACAGUGCAUGUUCAUCUGAGGUGCCACAUGGGCCAGUUGAUCAGAAGUUUCAAUCCAUAGUAAUUGGCUGUGCUCUUGAAGAUCAGAAGAAAAUUAAGAGAAGAUUAGAGACUCUGCUUAGAAAUAUUGAAAACUCUGACAAGGCCAUCAAGCUAUUAGAGCAUUCUAAAGGAGCUGGUUCCAAAACUCUGCAACAAAAUGCUGAAAGCAGAUUCAAUUAGUCUUCAAAUCCAAGAGCAUUUACACAAUACACAAGGUGUAAAAAUGAUAAAAUACUAUUUUAAUUGAUAACUAGUUCUUUAUGUUAGGUAUAACCACUUAGUUGACACUGACAGUUGUUUCAGAUGAGGAAAAUAUUCCAUCAAGUAUCUUCAGUUUUGUGAAUAACAAAGCUAGCAAUAUUUUAAUUAUCUAUCUAGAGAUUUUUUAGAUUGAAUUCUUGUCUUGUACUAGGAUCUAGCAUAUUUCACUAUUCUGUGGAUGAAUACAUAGUUUGUGGGGAAAACAAGUGUUCAGCUAGGGGCAAAAGCAUCACUGCUUUUUCCUGUGCUUUGGCGUGGAAUCACGCAGUCACCUUGGGCAUUUAGUUGACUAGAAAUUCUUUACCUUAAGCAGCACACACAUUUACUACACACACAGUGUUAACAAAGCACUGUGCUUAGAGGGUAAAAAGGAAUCACAAAACAAGAAUCUUUCCAAAGUUGUCUCAUUCAGCAAUGUUAAGGCAUCUGUAUCAAAAUUAUUUUGGAUGUAAAGAUUCCUGUGUCUCAUAAUAUGAAUGUAUUUUUUGAUAUACAAGAAACUAUGACAUAAAAUGUGAGAAAACCACCUAUAAUUUACCACUGUGAACUAUAUCUGCUUCAUCUUUUCUCAAAUGCAUCAAUUCUCUUAAAUUCCUAUAUUGUAACUUGCCUUUUUUAAAAAAAGUUAGAUGCUGAUAUAAAGUCUGCUUAAUUGUCAACUUAA